This is a messenger RNA of Chelmon rostratus (copperband butterflyfish), 2940 nucleotides long. RefSeq names its product putative C-type lectin domain family 20 member A. Gene Ontology annotation, molecular function: protein binding. Bases 115 to 1044 code for a protein of 309 amino acids. The record is from RefSeq and is a predicted model, not a curated record. NCBI's taxonomy places the organism in Eukaryota, Metazoa, Chordata, Actinopteri, Chaetodontiformes, Chaetodontidae. The transcript is spliced from 5 exons.
GAGAUGAGAAGGUUACACACUGCAAAGAAUCUGCAUAAUCAGCAGUUUCUGUCAGCUGUUGGGUGGAAAAGGAAUGAAACAGCACUUUAUUAACAAAAUCACGGAUUCUACUGCAUGUUUGAGACACAGAUUCUGCAGCGACUGGCUGUUCUGGUGGUGUGCCAUGACUUCGCAGUCGGCCAGAUCAGCUCACGUUACCUCCUGGUGCAGAGGCCGAUGUCCUGGUUCAAAGCCCGGGAGUUUUGUCAGAGGCACUAUGUCGACCUCGGUGUUCUGAGCCAAGAGGAGCAAUACUUCACUCUCCUCAACGCCACCGCUACACUCAAUGCCAGCUUUUGGCUUGGCCUGCAGCGUCAGAGCACCUCGAGUGACUGGAAGUGGGUCGACGGCGAAGAGCUGAGAUACGAUGACUGGCACCGGAGAAACUACGAAGGCCGCUGUGCAAGUUUGGAGGCCAUGUUGCAGAAAGCGAAGAAGCUGCUGGCUCGCUACUGUGACGAGUCGCACAUGAUCGUCUGCCAGGGUCCACUUUCUCCGCAGCCAGUGUCGGUGGACUCAGUGGGCAACAAUCACGUGAUUCUCAGCUGGAACGUCUCUGCAUUUAUGCAGAUGACACCGCACAGUUACAACGUGACGACGUGCACCAACACCUGCGAUACGCUCUUCUACCCCUACACCGAUGGCUGCGCCUUAAUGAACAUCAACAUCUCCAACUUAAGUUCAGCCACAGAGAGUUUCAUAGAGAUCUCUGCUUUGAUUGUCCGGCCUGACAGCGUCACUGGUGGAAACGUGACCCUUCGAAGUAAACCCACAGCUUUACGGGUCAGAACAGUGGACUCUGGUGGUCAGAAGAAUGUCCUCAUUGUCAUUUUGAAAUCGCUCAAGCUCAUGUCUCUGGCUCCUCCACUUUGGAUUGUGUAUCGGAUCCUGAAAAACUCUCUUUUCUUGCGUGAAUUCAAGGAGUCAGAUCAUGACAUCUCACUACUGGAGCUCACAACCGAGGACACAACUGUUGACCUGAGGAAAACCAGAGGAAUCGGUUAAUAAUGUCAUGAUUUGUUCACGAGUGUCAACAUGAAAUAUCCUGAACAAGUUGAAUAUAUAACAAAAGUUAAGAGACGAGUUGCCUAAUCUGGCAAAAACUGGGCUGAGAGGAUAGACAUAAAAACUAGACAUGUGUCCUUGUAGAUCAUUCACUUCACUGCUUCACUCCUCACCCAUGCUGGUCAGCUUCAGCAUACAAGAGGAAACAAAGCAUGCCGGUGCCUUUCAUUUGCUAAAGUGUGCCAAAGUCGCCUUUCUUUGUAGGAGCAGUGAUGCCCAUGCAAAGUUCACACUUCCUGCAGCUGCUUCAAAGCGAAAGCCUUUCAGCUGCGCCUUUGAGGGCUGACUUGUUGCGCAGACACGCUGCUGAAAGUUUGUACGAAUUAAAGUUGCUGUUUUGAAACCUUCAGAUAUGAACUUGCACUGGAGGCUACUAAGAGUGAGAAAACCCUCCAGCAACAACAGCAACAAAUCCCAGGUAAAUAGUGUGAUUUGGAAGUAAAAUGCAGUUAAAGCAUUCCGACAAGAACAUGUGGCUAGAGUCAUGUGACUGUUGCCCGUUCCUGUACAGAAACACAGUUAGCACGGAUUAGCAUUGGUAUCCAAAGUAAGAAAACUGAACCUUUAAGCACUGAACAACUGUCAAGGAAAAUCAUUAUAUCCUCGACACGUUUUAUGUAUCCGUUGUUGGAGUUAGUUCUGAUGAGCCACUAUGAUGUUUAGCUGCAAACAGCCUGUGGUGGCUCACUAUGUUUAUUUCCUCUUAACAGGAAAAACAGUCAGUGGAACUUUACCGGUAUUUUUGUGUCAUAUUUUAUUGUCUUACACAUUUAUCACUAUGACUGGCAGACCACCGGUUUCAGUUUUUCAGUGAUGGUGUGAGCGCCAUACUCUCACUCAUUAUAAUCUAAGCUAAUGUGUUAACGAGGAGCAGUAGAGGAAAUGAUCUUCAGUGGACACAUGGACGACUGUAGCUCAACGCACAACAUUAACUUCAAGCUGGGAAACAGAAUCAGCAGCUAUGAGAAACUGAAACGUAUUUUUUCUUGACACAUCAAACCUCACACAGGCAUUGAUUAUUAAGUUACUCAGUUACUUCGUUCAUUUCAAAAGGAACAAGGUCAGUAAAUGUGAAAAGGUCCAGAGUUAACGAAAGCCUUGAUCUAAAAAAAAAAACCCAUUGUUUCAGUGAAACUACAUAUGAGAAAUUUUAGUUAAAAUUAAGGCAUAAAGGGAACCAUUAAUGUGACCGUGGCAGGAAACUGAUAAUGUUAGUCAUAUCGUUAGGCCACAGCUUAUCAAAAAGUAUUUGGCAGUAUUUUUAUUUUGCACUGUUUUGUUAUUUUGUUUUUUUUAUUUGUUUGUUUGUUUGUUUUUAAACAGUAUUUUUAGGUUUGGGCCUAUAACUGCAUGCAGACUACAUCAAGUUAAAUUCUGAAUGGUUUCUUUCAAAAUGUAUGUGCUGCUGCUGCUAUAUAAACACCAUUUUUAGGAGACAUACCUAAUGUGUCUAAUGUAGUCAGGCCUUUGGCGGUGUUACACAUAUUUAGAGGUUUUCAACCUAAAACAAGAGUUUGCACAUCGAAACAGGAAAAUAAAAUUCACAGUAUUCUGACUAAAAAUUAAAUAGUUCUUUGAAAACUAAGCGAAGUCUAAAACACUCAAAGUUUUACGCGACGAAAGUAUAUGUAACUACGAAUGUAGUCGUUCUCAUGUGCCUCGGGUUUAAUUUUUUUAAUAUCUGUGGUGCAUUCAGGAUAUUAUGUAACAUUCAGUUUGGGGUGUUGAACAAUUAUUUUAUUCUACAGUAGAAAUGUCCUAUAAGCAACUUGUUGCUUUCUUUGGUGGCUGCUCAUGUAACUUAGAGUCAUAUGAAUAAACAAACACUGUAAAAUG